CCGCGUUUUAUCACCAAAUUUCAGCCGGAGACGGAGCCGAGUCUCGGCUAAGUUUGGACACUUCGGCCAGGGUGCUGUCCUGUGGGAUGGAUGACGGCCAAGAGCAGGACCACUACGAGGAGCGCCUGAAAGAAGUUUUCGACAGUUUCGACGCCAGCGGCCGCGGCUCUUUGUGCCCAGAGGAGCUCUCCGAUCUCUGCCAGUCACUCCACCUGGACGAUGCCGCACCAGCUCUCCUCCAAGCGCUGCUGCAGAACCAGGACCGCCUCACUGCCAGGGUUGACUUUGACCAGUUCAAGAAUGCACUUAUUCUGGUUUUGUCGUCGACCAUCGAGCAACCUCAGGCAGAACAGGAGCCUUUGCCAAAACCAGAGUCUCCUGAGAUCCAACCAAAGUUUGUGAAGGGCAGUAAACGCUACGGGCGCCGCUCGACGCCGGAGUUCAUAGAGCCUAUUUCGGACUUGUCUGAAGUUCCAAACGUAAGCACAGCUGACGGCGAGGAUUUGGAGGACAACUAUGACUCAGCUGUUCCCAGGAAGCGUGAGCGCUGGAACGCUCAUGAAACAAGCACAGAGGAGUAUGAGGCAGAAGGUCAGAUGCAUCUCUGGAACCCCGAUGAGCCGAGCACACCUCGGGGAUCCAGCGGUUCUCUGUCGGCCCGUUUAGAGGAGCGACUGCGUGAAGCCUGUGAGGAUUUGGCCAUAACGUGGGACGGAUGUGCCGGACACACUGAGCUGCUCGCUCUCUGUGAACAUGUGGGCCUGGAGAUUACCGGAGACACGCUGCUGAGUCUGACAGGUGAUGGAGUGAUGAACGUUCAGGAGUUCGUUUCCAAGGUUGUAAAGCACAACAAACCUCCCACGCCCUCCGCCUCCACACCUUACAGACAGCUCAAACGGCUUCACUCCACUCAGCCCUUUGAUGAGGGCGGCCGGAGGAUAGCGACCCCCUCAGCUUUAACCAGCUCCAUCGGCAUGCGGCUCUUCUCCACCCUUGAUGACGGUACCGGCUACACUCCAGUCGAAUGCAUCCUGGACGCCUGGAUAGAAGAGGGAAUAGAAAACAGCACUGAGAUCCUGCAGGCUUUGAAUUUCAGCCUCGACGGAAAACUGAGUCUUAGUGAUCUCACCAUGGCGCUUGAAAAUGAGCUGCUGGUUACUAAGAAUGGGAUUCACCAAGCAGCACUGGCGAGCUUCAAAGCUGAGAUCAGAUAUCUCCUUGAGCGUGUAGACCGAGAAAUCAGGGAGAAAGAGAAAAUCCAAUCAGACCUGGAGAAAGCAGAGAAGCUGAAAACUCAGCUGGCCACUGAGGUGGACGAGCAUCACUCUGCAAUAGAGCACAUGAAUAGCCUCAAUCUGAGGAAGCUUGAGCAGGAGCACAAAGAGAAGCUAGCAGCAGUGCGAUCGGAGCUGAUGAAGGAGAUGGAUCAAAUCCAGCAGCAGGCGGGCCUGCAGCGUGAAGAACUGGAGGCAGAGAUCGACAAGAUCAGGGAUGAUGAAUCUUUUCUCAGAGACCACCUCUCAAUCUCAGUGAAGGAAAACAGGCGUCUUGAAACAGAGUUACUGGACAGCAAUGAGAAGCUAGAGGAGGUUCAAGGCCAAGUUACCAAACUCCAGACCAGUUUGGACAACAUCAUGAAAGACAAGUUUGGGGACCUGGACCCUGGAACUGCAGAUUUCCUUCUCCAAGAGGAGCGUAUUAAACAACUACGCAGCAGCUACGAAGGACAGUGCAGGGAGCUGCAGGAUCGUAUUGACGAACUGCAGUCGGAGUUGCAGGAGUUCCACACUCUCAGUCAAACUAAUCAGCUCUGCCACAAACCUCUGUCUGAGGAGCUGGAGAGUAAAAGCCCCGGCAUGGAGUCCGACCCAGGUAUCGGAUCAGAGGAGGUUCAACCUUUCAGCAUGAGCCUCGAAGCAGAGAUGAUGCUGGAGCAGCUGAAGGAGCAGCACCUUCAAGAAGUGGAGGAAUUGCGAAAGCAGCUGGAAGCAAAGGCCAGUGAAUUUGACAGCGCGGUAGAAACACAGAGGGCGACCCAUGAGGACCAGAAAGCCGCUUUGACCCUCCAGUGCCAGCAGGAGGUCCAGGCCUUGAAGGAGGAGAUGGCCGGUGUUCAGAGCCGAGCACAGGAGCUCCAGAACCAGCUAGAGCAGGCGGAGCUGGAGCGGACCUGUCUGGAGGAGAAGCAGGCCAAAGAAAGGGAAGACCUGGAGAACCUGCAAGAAGAGGAGGUGGGAAACCUUAGACACGAGCUGCUGGAGGCCCAAAUCUACACUGCAGACCUGGAGGAGCAGCUGAAGAACCUGGAAGCCCAGCAGGCGGAACCCAGUGAAAGCCUUGUCACUGAGAUGGAGGAGCUGAGGAACCAACAUGUUGAUGAGAUUAAGAAACUAAAGGACGAGCACGCAGAGCUGUUUGAAGUCAGCCUGGCAGAGGAGACAAGGAAACUGCAGGAGGAAAAGGCUGAGUUGGAGAAAAGAUUGCUAGACGAUUGGGAAAGAGAGAAGAAGCAGUUGCAAGAGAGCCAUGAGGAUGAACUAAAGGCCAAACUAGAGGAGGUGAAGCUGAGGUUUGAGGAGGAGCGUGACGAAAUGGUGAAGGGACUGACAGAGCAGUGGCAGAAAGAGAGGACUCGGCUGGAUGAGCAGAAUAAUGAGUCUCUGCAGGUGCUGCUGGAGGAGGAGAUGUUGAAACUCGUCAGGGAGCAGGAGGAGAAAGAGGGAAAGCUGAGGGAGCAGUGGGAGAGCGAACGAGCUCGGCUUCAGCAGCAUCACGAGGAGGUUCUGCUCGACAGGGUGCUGGAAGAAAGGUUGCAGUUACAGGAGCAGUUUGAGCUGAGGGAGAAGAAGCUGAAGGAGGAGUGGGAGAGGGAGAGACUGCAGCUGGAGGAGGAUUACGAAGGGAUGAUCCAGGACCGGCUGAACGAGGAGAAGGAGAAGCUCGAGACUGAGAAGGAGGAGGCGGAGAAGAGAGUGGAGAGGCUGAUGGAGGAGGAGAAGGUUCAGCUGGAGGAGAGCCAUCGGGAGGCCAUGAAGGAGCUGAGAGUCAAGCACGCCGAGGAGAGGGACGCACUGAGCGCCACGUUGGACAAACUACGAGACGACAUCGCUCAGGAGAGGAGGGAAAUCGAAAUCAGCUUUGACCAGAGAAUCAAAGAAGUGGAAAAUCGUUUCUCAGGUGAUCAGGAAUCUGUCGAAGAGCGUUUUCAAGCCGAUGUUUUGAAACUCGAGCAGCACUACCAAAGUGAGCUGAAGGCUCUUUCCGACAGCCACGUCACGCAGAAGCUCCACUGGGAAGCAGAGAUGCAGAAAGCUCUGGAGAGCGCUGAGGAAGAAAGAAAAACGAUGGAGGAGGCCAUGGAGCAGGAAAGAGAGGGACUAAAUCAGGAGUGGACAAAAGAGCGUCAGGAGCUAGAAAAUGUUCACAGCGAAGAAAUGGAAGCGCUGAUGGUAGAGAACAAGGAGCUCCAGAAUGAGCUGGAUGACUUGAUGAGUAAGGCCCAGACUAAAGAAAUAGAGCUGAGCAGGCAGCUGAAUGAAAUCCACAACAGGCUGCAGGAGAGCCUGGACACCAAACAUGAGCUGGUUGUUCAGUCUGAGAACAGAGCACUUGAGACUGAGCUCCUGUUGAAUCAAACAGUGGAGGAUUUCAAACAGGAGAGGGAAGAACUUCUGAGCAACAACUUAGAACUUGAGGCAAAAUACAACGAGAUACGUUCCAUUUCUGAGAGGCAGGUUAUGGAGAGGAUCGAACUGUUGACCGAGCGAGAUGAUUUAAAGAUGAAGAUCGAAGAGCUGGAGAUGCUUCUCAGACAGGCAGCCGUGGACUUCGAGCUCGAGCGGAAGGAGCUGCAGGAAAACGUGUCCAGUCUUGAGCAGGAGUUAAAGAACAAUCUCGAGAACGGCAGAGAAGAGCUUCAAGCAGAGAGAGAUAUGAAAAUUCAAAUAAAGGAGCUGGAGAUGGAACUGAAACAGCUUUUGGCCUCUUCAGAAAGAGAUGAGAAAGAGGAAAUGAAGGAUUCAAAUGAGAUUAAAACAUGUAUGGAGGAGAUGCUAGACACCAGUGAAUGUAUCUCUUUAUCUGGUGAACCACCUCAAACUCUGCUUGAUCAAGACGGUGGUGUAGAGACCACAAUGGAAGAUACUGAAAAUAUAGCAAAUGAUGAUCAAGCUGAUGAUGAAGUUGGCUCUUCUACCAGCGAUGAUGGAGAGGACAACGAGGUGACGGAUGCUGCUAAUAAUGAAGAACAAGAAGAUCCAAGUGUUGUGCAGGAUGAGACGACCGAGACUCGUGACUUGUGGCCUGAGAGUGUUUUUGGUGAAGGAUGUGAUGAUGAGGUCGAUGUUCUUUCUCACGAAGGCUGUGAAUUGACUUAUUGUGAUCACAACAACACAGAAUCCCCUGAAAAUGAUCAAAAUCUUGAAAGCAAACAUGAAACCGCUUCCCGAGGGAUGCAGCGUGAGCCUGCCUCAUCACUCGAGGCGUUUGGUGACGGUGAGGAUAAUGAAGUUCUCAAACCGUGUGACGAGGAGCUCAAACCUCAGGAUGUACCAGCUGUGGACUGCGGAAGCUCUUCCCAUGAAGACGAGCGGCAUCAUGAGAUUGUGGUCGUGCCGUCAACACCGGAGGAGACAGGUGACCCUUGUCAACUUUCUCUGGAGGAUGCAGAGGUUUACCUUUUAGCAAGUAACUCUCAUGACCACAGACGGGAAGGUGAACUCGUUUUUGAUUCAGGCUGUGAACAUUUAACCGCAGAAAUAAAGCAUGACUGUGUGGAAACUCUGGUUGAAGAUUCAGAUUGUGAGCACCAGGAGAACUCUGUCCCAAAACUACAGGCUUUGUAUAAGGCCGCCACAGACGAGAACGUUCUCCUGCACGAGAAGAUUUCUUUGCUUCUGCAGAAGACAGAUAUACUCGAGAAUCUACUGGCUCACAACAGUGAAAAGGUCAAGACUGGCCACCAGAUUUUAGAGGAAAACUACGGCCUCAAAGUGAAAAUGCUGUUGUUAAUGGAGCACGUCAAAGAGCUGGAGAUACAGGCCUUAAAAAUGACCGAUCUUCAGAUUAGAUAUGAAGAUUGCAUGUGUGAAAAUGCCAAACUGAAGGAUCAAAACGGGGAGCUCGAAAAGAGGGUUUGGAGCCUCGAAGGAAGGAUCAAUAUAUUCCACGACUUCCAAGAUCAGCAGAUUUCACUUGUGGACGAGAUCAGCCUGAUGAGAGAAGAAAACGCGAAGCUGUCUGAGCUGCUCGGUGGGUUGGAGACGCAGGACGACAUUCUUUCAGCCGCGCACCCACACGCCGAUAAGUCGGAGGAGGCUUUUGUGGGUCUGGACGGCGAGCUGGAGGUGAAAGUGCAGGCGGUGACCGACCUCGAGGACUGCUGUAAGGAGUUUGAGAAGCAGAACACCAAACUCCGCAGAGCCAUCACAGAGCUGCAAGACAAGUCGCAGACAUUAAAUGAAACGACACAGGCUCAUAGGUCUGAAGCCGGUCGUCUCGCUGAAGAAAACGUCAUCCUCAGGCAAAAAAUUGCUGCACUGAAGGAAGAGGAUUUGAAAGAGGCCCAGGAUGAGUUAACACAAACACUGGACUCCUUGAACAAAGAGAAGUUUGAAGCUGGAAGAGCAGCAGAGAUUUUCAAGAAACAGGUAACUAAAUUCAGACUCCAGAUUUCAGAGCUGCAGGAUGAGAACGGGAUCCUGUCGGAGGAAAACACCCAGAAUGUUGCUGAAAUGGAGAGUCUACGACAGCAGCUGGCAGAGCUGAUAAAGGAAAACGAGAGGAGGGAGGCGUUCCCCGCUGAAGAGAGAAACAAGCUGGCAGCUUGUGUGUCUGCUCUGGAGGCAGAGUUGACCAAAGCUCUGGAGGACUCUGCACAGCUGGAGGAGAAGAACAUCCAGCUGUCACAGCAGAUGUCCGACCUCAGAGAGAAGGCAGCCAAGGUGGACACUAUGGAGAGUCAGCUGAGCCAUCUUGUAGAGGAGCAGAAGACUGUGGAUAAAGAGUCUGUAGGCCUCCGCCACCAGCUCGCCAAAGCUCAGGAGAACGUCAAGACAACAGAUGAAACUCUUCAGGUUGUCAACCAUCAAAGUGCUCGCCUGAAGUCGGACCUCCGUGUUGUGCAGCAGGAGAAGGAUUCCCUCAAACAUGACGUUGCAGUGCUGCACAAACAACUGCAGAACGCCAACGAUAAAAACCAUAUUUUGGAGAUGGCCUUGCACUCGAGCGGCCUGCAGCAUCAGAGCAAGAAGCUGUACAGAGACGAGAUGUCCCGACUGAUGGAGCAGGAACAGCAGCUGCUGAGGCAGGAAAACGAGAGGCUUCAGGCAGAAGUAGGCAGCAUCACAGGCGACCUCGUCCAGGCCAGAGAAAAGGUCCGGCAGCUCGAUGCCACCAUCGUGUCCCUGAAGCAGCACAAACAGCAGAGUCAGGCCUCCCUGCUGAAGGCCUUGGAACAGGAAAACGUCUCUCUGAAACAGGAGCUCGAAGCACAAAGGGAGCUGACUAAGGGCUGCGAAGCUGGACAAAGACACACACAGCUGGAGAGCCUUCAGCAGGAAAACGAGUUGCUCAAGGCCCAAAUGACCCGACUGUCGACACAGCUGCUGGAGGCAUUUCAGGCUCAGUUAGUCGGACUUCUGCCUCCGUCACCUCACAGGAUGCCGAGAGGACAACAUCGUGGCGAAGAUCCGGACAACAUGCAGGAUGACAGGGAGAGGAAGAUGAAGAACAUGGAGGAGCGCAUGAAGGAAAUCGAGCUGUCGCUGCACAACGUCAAGCUGCUGCUCAAAGAGAAGGUCGCUCAGCUGAAAGAUCAGCUGCACAAGAACGGCAAAGCAGACGUGCUGAUCAAAGACCUGUACGUGGAGAACGGCCAGCUGCUGCAGGCCCUGGAGAUAACCGAGCAGCGGCAGAAGAUCGCCGAGAAGAAGAACUACCUGCUGGAGGAGAAGAUCUCCAGCCUGAACAAGAUCGUGCGUGAGCUGAACCCGGCUCCUCUUCCGUCGCUGCCUUACCACUACAAAUGCCCCUAAUGUGUCCCCUGAAACACUCAGAGGGUCAGCCAUACAUUGCACUGUUUAUGUACUGAAGACUUAUUAUGUUGUACUGCUUGGAACUUUUGUGCCAACAGAUCGAGCCAAAUGCACAAGAACUGGCAGGUUUGAAAUAUAUGCAGUAUUUGUACAUUUUAUUCUAAGAAAUAAUGAGUUGAUAUUGCGCUGCACCUAUGAAGAACCAAAUGUGAGGUCAGACUGUAAAGAAGACCUGCUAUUUUACAGUAAUUUAUACAUUUUUUAAAUGUUUUUCAGUGUUACUAGUAAGUGAGUAAACAUUUUACCGUCUGUGUCGAAGAGAAAAGCUGUACUGAAGUGUACUUUUAGAUAAGUGUUCUUUUGUGUCUGUGUUGUCCAACAGAUUCUCUGUGUGUCUUUCGCUCCUCAAGCCUUUAUGUAAAGAUGAAACUGAAACCUGUCUGUCGGCGGUAAAAUCAUGUCAACACAAAAGUCAAAUAAUCUGGUGACCUUUCCAGAGGUUUUAUCGAACACUACCUGAAGACUCUGAAGCGUCUGUCACGUGGCAAUAUUUAACUUUAACAUGUGAUCUGUUGCAAUAUGUGAAGCUGCAUUUGCGCCAUUAUGAAUGUUUUUUAAGUUCAAAUGAAGGAGCUUGUCUUGCUGCAGAAUGAGCACUAAUGAUGAAACAGGGUGAUGUUUGUGUUGCAGGUGUCAAUAAAAUGCAUUGAUGGUG
Molecule: messenger RNA, 7749 nt
Organism: Stegastes partitus (bicolor damselfish)
Lineage: Eukaryota; Metazoa; Chordata; Actinopteri; Pomacentridae
Gene: nin
Product: ninein (GSK3B interacting protein)
Exons: 30
Coding region: 87-7034 (2315 amino acids)
Biological process (GO): microtubule anchoring at centrosome; centrosome-templated microtubule nucleation; centrosome localization
Cellular component (GO): pericentriolar material; mitotic spindle pole; centrosome
Molecular function (GO): protein binding; calcium ion binding
Source: RefSeq, a predicted model, not a curated record